Grammomys surdaster is the source of this 573-nucleotide messenger RNA. RefSeq names its product keratin-associated protein 4-3-like. Bases 1 to 573 code for a protein of 190 amino acids. The record is from RefSeq and is a predicted model, not a curated record. The transcript has 2 exons. Lineage: Eukaryota; Metazoa; Chordata; Mammalia; Rodentia; Muridae.
AUGACUGCAGCCCUUCCCUCAGAAGAGGCUUCACCCCUGCAACUUUCCCCGCUCUGUGUAACUAGCGGCGGAGUGAGAUUGACAUGUCUUUCUCCCAAGGUGGUCUUCUCUAAAAACCACAGCAAAAUGAUCAUCUGCAAGUCGAGCCCACAGAAAGCAGGAGGGAGAGGCAGCAUCCACACCUGCAACAUCCACACCUGCAGCAUACACAUCCGGAGCAUCCACACCUGCAGCAUUUACACCUGCAACAUCCACACCUUCAACAUCCAUACUUGCAACAUCCACACCUGCAGCAUUUACACCUGCAACAUCCAUACCUGCAACAUCCACACCUGCAACAUCCACACCUGCAAUAUCCACACCUGUAACAUCCACACCUGCAACAUCCACACCUGCAGCAUUUACACCUGCAACAUCCACACCUGCAGCAUCCACACCUGCAGCAUCCACACCUGCAACAUCCACACCUACAGCAGUAGCAGCUGGCCCAUUGCCUCACUGAAGUGCAAUACUGUGAAUCCAACUCAGCUUCUAUUCUUUGGUUACCUUUUAAUUUUCAUUUUCUCCAGGUAG